Tachysurus vachellii is the source of this 1437-nucleotide messenger RNA. RefSeq names its product Fas ligand (TNF superfamily, member 6) (gene faslg). Gene Ontology annotation, cellular component: membrane. The transcript is spliced from 4 exons. The record is from RefSeq and is a predicted model, not a curated record. Gene Ontology annotation, biological process: extrinsic apoptotic signaling pathway via death domain receptors; positive regulation of canonical NF-kappaB signal transduction; immune response. Bases 324 to 1106 code for a protein of 260 amino acids. Gene Ontology annotation, molecular function: tumor necrosis factor receptor binding. NCBI's taxonomy places the organism in Eukaryota, Metazoa, Chordata, Actinopteri, Siluriformes, Bagridae.
ACUGUGUUCCAACUGUGUGUUGUCAGUUCCAAGUCAAUCAUAGUUGAUGUUACUUAUGUCAAAGUUGACUGAUUGGCGAGAAUUUUCUUCCCAUGAUGUCACUACCAUCAGAAGGGCAGGGCAUAAGCUCUGUAAAGCCAUAGAAGAGGAAGAGAGAGAGACAUAGAGAGACAGAGAGAGAGAGAGAGAGAGAGAGAGAGAGAGAAGAAGAAGAAGUGAGAAGUGGGUGGAAAGUGCUGAAAGCUUUUUUUAAAAGGAGGUGCUAUACUUUAUCAGACACUUGUUCACUCUUUAACUAUUGAGAUACACACAGAGAAGGGACCAUGCACAGUAGCCCAAGGUACGCGUACCCUCCAGUGUUCACAGUUGAUGUUUCAGGAGGCUUUCCCCACCACAAUCAGGCAGCAGGCACUGACCCUCCCCUGGUCCCCUGCUGGACAUUACCUCCUGCCCGAGCCUCGGCCAAGAGAAGAGGCUGUGCAGGAAUGGGAUCUGCAGGAUGUCUCCUGAUUAUGGUCCUCCUGACAGUGUUUGCUGCACUGGGACUUGGAGCCUAUCAGAUCAAGAAGAUGCAGACAGAGCUUCUAAGUCUGAGACAGGAAAUCCACCCACAGAGUCACAGCAGUACACCACAGAGGCUAGUUGGGCAUGAAACUGAAGUUUAUAUGAAGCCCAAGCAAGCACCUGCUGCACAUCUGACGGGAAAAACUCAGGACAGUAAAUCAAAGACCCUGAAGUGGGAGUCCAGGCACGGCCGUGCUUUCACAGAUGGCAUUUUGUACCGUGAUGGUGGUUUACAGGUGAAUGACACAGGCCUCUACUUUAUCUACUCACACGUGGAGUUCCUAUCCAAUGGCUGCAAACCAAAGGACUCCCUGACCCACGUUGUGUACAUAAAGAGAGGCGAACUGCGGCUAAAACUCAUGAGUGAUCAUCGAGAAGGCUUCUGCCAAGUCGGUAGCAAGGAAAUGAGGACAGAUGGAAGUAACCUUGGCUCCAUGCAUCAGCUCAAGCAGGAUGACUGGGUGUUUGUCAACGUAUCCGAGCCAACUCGGCUCACUUCUGACUACAACAGCAAUUACUUCGGCCUUUUUAAACUCCCUUAAACACCUCAAAUAUUUGGCAGGCCAGUGUUCGGAGGAAAUUGGAAAAAGUGCAUUCGAAAUUCCAAGUUGGUCUCUGUGUGAGAAGAAGUAUUGGGAAUCAUCUAAGGAUGUUUAGCUCUUCUCUAUUUAAACUAUAAGCCAUUUUUAUUGUUUUCCGAACACUAACAUGCUCCAGUAUGGAGUGAAGUUACAGUAGUGUUAUUUAUUUACAGAUAUUUUAUAUGUAUGAAUGUAUGUAUGGAGGUGGUCUAAAUUCUAUAGCCAUAUAAAUGAUGGUCAUAUUGACCAUAAAUGUUUAAUAAUAUGCUAUUUACAGUGAGAUAUUUUUUUC